Messenger RNA from Exophiala bonariae, 1563 nucleotides. RefSeq lists its product as uncharacterized. The coding region runs from base 1 to 1563 and encodes 520 amino acids. Gene Ontology annotation, cellular component: cytoplasm. NCBI's taxonomy places the organism in Eukaryota, Fungi, Ascomycota, Eurotiomycetes, Chaetothyriales, Herpotrichiellaceae. Gene Ontology annotation, biological process: glucose catabolic process. Gene Ontology annotation, molecular function: manganese ion binding. The record is from RefSeq and is a predicted model, not a curated record. The transcript is spliced from 2 exons.
AUGGCAAAGGUCGAUCAGAAAGCCGUCCUCAUUGUCAUCGAUGGCUGGGGUAUACCAUCAGAGAAAUCCCCACCAGAGGGAGAUGCCAUUGCUGCAGCAGAAACUCCUUACAUGGACGGUUUCGCAAAAGAAGGAUCCGAUACUGCACAGGGUUACACCGAGCUCGAAGCUUCGUCUCUAGCAGUCGGGCUUCCGGAAGGGCUUAUGGGCAACUCUGAAGUCGGUCACCUAAACAUCGGGGCUGGAAGAGUCGUGUGGCAGGAUGUUGUUCGGAUUGAUCAAACCAUUAAAAAAGGCGAUUUGAAUAAAAUCAAGAACGUGACAAGUACCUUUCAACGAGCCAUCGAUGGUAAUGGAAGACUUCACUUUCUCGGCCUUGUCAGUGACGGUGGUGUGCACAGCCACAUUAACCACCUGUACGCCCUUCUCCAAGUUGCAAAAGAGUACAAGGUACCCCAGAUCUUCAUCCAUUUCUUCGGUGAUGGGAGAGAUACCGAUCCCAAGAGUGCUGCGGGAUACCUGCAGCAACUGCUCGACAAGCUUCAAGAGCUCGGGGUGGGAGAGCUCGCUACCAUUGUUGGCCGCUACUACAUCAUGGACCGGGAUAAGAGAUGGGACCGUGUCGAGAUUGGCAUGAAAGGUAUUGUCGUGGGAGAAGGAGAAGACUCGAGUGAUCCUGUGGCCACGAUCAAGGCUAGGUACGAAAAAGGUGAGAACGAUGAGUUCUUAAAGCCCAUCAUUAUUGGCGGCGAUGACCGCAGGGUCAAGGACGGUGACACUUUAUUCUUCUUCAACUAUCGAUCCGAUCGCGUUCGAGAGGUAACUCAGCUUCUCGGGGACUAUGACCGAUCUCCAAAGCCUGAAUUCCCCUAUCCUAAGGAUAUCUCCAUCACGACCAUGACCCAAUACAAGACCGACUAUCCCUUCCCCAUCGCAUUCCCUCCACAGCACAUGGGUAACGUCCUUGCAGAGUGGCUGGCCAAGAAGGGCGUCAAGCAAUGCCACGUCGCGGAAACCGAGAAGUAUGCACAUGUGACCUUCUUUUUCAAUGGUGGAGUGGAAAAGCAGUUUGACCACGAGGAAAGAGAACUGAUCCCAUCCCCCAAGGUCGCAACAUACGAUCUCGAGCCUCCAAUGAGCGCCCAAAAGGUGGCUGACAAGCUCAGCGAAAGAAUUUCGGACAACAAGUUCGAGUUUUUGAUGAACAACUUUGCCCCUCCAGACAUGGUCGGCCAUACAGGCGUGUAUGAAGCUGCGAUCAAGGGCGUGGCUGCCACAGAUGCCGCCAUUGGAUCCGUGUAUGAGACUUGCAAGAAAGAAGGUUAUAUACUAUUUGUUACGUCCGAUCACGGCAACGCAGAAGAGAUGCUGAACGAGGAAGGUAAACCAAAGACCUCUCACACCACCAAUAAGGUGCCCUUUGUCAUGGCAAACGCGCCUGAAGGAUGGAGUCUGAAGAAGCAGGACGGAGUCCUCGGGGAUGUUGCACCUACCAUUUUGGAAGCGAUGGGGCUGGACCAACCUGAAGAGAUGGGCGGCACGAGUCUCUUGAUCAAGAAGUAA